Molecule: messenger RNA, 1178 nt
Organism: Lolium rigidum
Lineage: Eukaryota; Viridiplantae; Streptophyta; Magnoliopsida; Poales; Poaceae
Product: probable inactive purple acid phosphatase 29
Exons: 4
Coding region: 16-999 (327 amino acids)
Cellular component (GO): cytoplasm
Molecular function (GO): hydrolase activity, acting on ester bonds
Source: RefSeq, a predicted model, not a curated record
CUGCAGGUGGCGGACAUGCACUACGCGGACGGGCGCAGCACCCCGUGCGAGGACGUCCUCCCGGCGCAGCAGCGCGGCUGCUCCGACCUCAACACCACCGCCUUCCUCUACCGCGUCCUCCGCGCCGAGAAACCCGACCUCGUCGUCUUCACUGGUGACAACAUCUAUAGCCCGGACUCAACCGAUGCGGCCAAGUCUAUGGAUGCGGCGAUUGCUCCUGCAAUUGCCAUGAGACUGCCCUGGGCUGCUGUGAUGGGUAACCAUGACCAGGAGGGCACCCUGUCGCGUGAGGGCGUGAUGCGACACCUUGUAGGCAUGAAUAACACCCUUUCACGUUUCAAUCCAGAAGGGGUAGAGAUCGACGGCUACGGAAAUUAUAACCUGGUAGUUGGCGGGGUUGAAGGAACGCCGAUGGCUAACAAAUCAGUGCUCAACCUGUAUUUCCUUGACAGUGGCGAUUAUUCUACUGUGCCGUCAAUCCCUGGUUACGGUUGGAUCAAGACUUCACAACAAGCUUGGUUCAAGCAAACCUCUGCGAGUCUCCAGGCAAAUUAUACGAAUGAACAACCCAAACAGAAGGAGCCAGCACCUGCUCUUGCAUACUUUCACAUACCAUUGCCAGAGUUCGGAAGCUUCACAGCGUCCAAUAGGACAGGAGUACAACGGGAUCCUAUCAGCUCAGCAUCAGUCAACUCCGGCUUCUUUACCAGCAUGGUGGAAGCUGGAGACGUGAAGGCGGCCUUUGUAGGACACGAUCACUUGAACGACUUCUGCGGGAACCUCACCGGCAUUCAACUGUGCUACGCUGGUGGGUUCGGUUACCAUGCGUACGGGAUGGCCGGGUGGUCAAGGAGAGCAAGGGUGGUAUCUGUGCAACUUGGCAAGACACAAGACGGCGACUGGCAAGGGGUGCAGUCUAUCAAGACAUGGAAGAGGCUUGAUGAUCGGGGUCUCACCACAAUUGAAACCGAGGUCCUAUGGAAAAGAGGCUCUGCUUAAUGGGAGUCGCAAGAAGAAUCGUGAUGGAAGCUGAGUUCAGGAUGGGAAUCUACCUCUACACAUAACACAACAUGUACACUGUUGGUACUCAGCUAUCAUAUGAAACUUGUAACUAUGUAAACGAACACACAGAUAGUAUACACAGGUUUUCACCGGUGUAAUUGUUCUCAUUAGGCUAA